ACGGAACUGGAUCUCCUCUUCGGUGCCUAAGAGCCUGGGUCCUCUCUUGCCAGAACUCCGCUUCCCGGCCUCCAGAUUCAGGCGACCUAGCCCCUCUAUUUCCAGGACCUAAGCACCCCGGGUCUCUGCCUCCCGGAUCCAGUCGUCCCGGAUCCGCACCAACAGGACCUCCUGCAAACCUCUGCCACCUGGGUUCACUUAAACCUUCCGGAGCCCAGCUUCACGUCCGAGCCGAGAAAUUCCUGUAUUCCAAACUCCAAGCUCCCAGAAUUUGGGCAUCUGGCAUAGCCUGGAAGAACAGAGGAGCCCCAACGCUCGCUUUAGGGAACUCAGAUAUACUCCAGCUUCCAAGAGCCAAGGAACUUCGUCGCUGUGAAUUCGCAACUCGAAGGAGCGGUCCGAAGUUCCAGCCUCCAGGCGCUGUUAGUCAACUCUCAGUCCUAAGGAACGUGGGCGUCCUCUUGAGCCUAAGCACUUCCAGUUUUUAGGGGCUAAAGAAGCCCAGUGCGUCCCAUCAUGGUGGCCGAUCCUCCCCUUAGUGGAGACCUCAAGGGGUUCGCAGAGGCGGAGCCCACCGUGAAGGAUGGCUCGACGCUAGUCCCUACCGAGGACAAAGGCAAGGCAGCGGGCGGCUGCUGCCGUUCUCGGGAGCAGGUACGCCGCUGCCUUCGAGCCAACCUGCUGGUGCUGCUGACAGUGGUGGCCGUGGUGGCCGGCGUGGUGCUAGGGCUGGCGGUUUCGGGGGCCAGCGGCAAGUUAGCCCUGGGCCCCGAGCACCAGACGGCCUUCGCCUUCCCGGGCGAGCUCCUGCUGCGCCUGUUGAAGAUGAUCAUCUUGCCGCUGGUGGUGUGCAGCCUGGUCGGCGGCGCCGCCAGCCUGGACCCAAGCGCUCUGGGCCGCCUGGGUGCCUGGGCGCUGCUCUUUUUCUUGCUCACCACCCUGUUGGCGUCGGCGCUCGGAGUGGGCUUGGCGCUGGUGCUGAAGCCGGGUUCCUCCUUCGCCGCCUCCAAUGCUUCGGUCGGGACCACUGACUCUAUCAAACAGACCCCCAGCAAGGAAGUGCUGGAUUCCUUCCUGGAUCUUGUGAGAAAUAUCUUCCCUUCCAACUUGGUGUCUGCAGCCUUCCGCUCAUACUCUACUAUCUCCUACAGAACGAUCAAUGGGACCACACUCCAUGGAACCUCCGUGAAGAUUCCGGUUGGGCAGGAGGUGGAGGGCAUGAACAUCCUGGGCUUGGUGGUGUUUGCCAUCGUCUUUGGUGUGGCCCUGCGGAAGCUGGGGCCUGAGGGGGAGCUGCUCAUCCGCUUCUUCAACUCCUUCAAUGAAGCCACCAUGGUGCUGGUUUCCUGGAUCAUGUGGUACGCCCCUGUGGGCAUCAUGUUCCUGGUGGCCAGCAAGAUCAUUGAGAUGGAUGACGUGGGGAUACUCUUCACCAGUCUGGGCAAGUAUAUCCUCUGCUGUCUGCUGGGCCAUGCCAUCCACGGAUUCCUGGUGCUGCCCCUCAUCUACUUCCUCUUCACCCGUAAGAACCCCUACCGUUUCCUGUGGGGCAUCAUGACACCGCUGGCCACCGCCUUUGGGACCUCAUCCAGUUCCGCAACGCUGCCGCUGAUGAUGAAGUGUGUAGAGGAGAAUAAUGGCGUGAGCAAGCACAUUAGCCGCUUUAUUCUGCCCAUCGGCGCCACUGUCAACAUGGACGGCGCGGCACUCUUCCAGUGUGUGGCUGCGGUGUUCAUUGCCCAGAUCAACCAGCAACCCCUGGACUUUGUGAAUAUUAUCACUAUUCUGGUUACUGCCACAGCAUCCAGUGUGGGGGCAGCAGGCAUCCCUGCUGGAGGUGUCCUUACUCUGGCCAUCAUCCUCGAAGCUGUCAACCUCCCUGUCAAGGAAAUCUCCUUGAUCUUGGCAGUGGAUUGGCUAGUGGACCGGUCCUGCACUGUCCUCAAUGUGGAAGGUGAUGCUUUGGGGGCAGGACUCCUCCAAAAUUAUGUGGAUCGUACACAGUCUAGGAGCCCCAUGCCUGAGUUGGUUCAGGUGAAGAGUGAGAUGCCCUUGAAUCCACUGCCAGCCCCCACUGAGGAAGGGCACCCCCUCCUCACACACUACGGGGGGCCUGUGGGAAAUGCUGCCACCUCUGAAAAGGAAUCAAUCAUGUGAAUCCCAGGAGGGAUCUUCCCUGCCCUGAUGAGGGCCACAUCAUGAGGAAUGGCUAAAAUGGACACACUCCAGAGAGCCAGAGGCUCCAGUCCUCUCCCAGACAGGAGAUCUGGGAGGCCUCACUGCUGGGGUACAUGUGUUUAUAUAUGUAUAUGAGUAUGUCUCCCUAAAUGUCUCAUGUUCUCAACUUAUGUCCCUGACCCAAGGUUAAGAAAUGGCAAGAAAUAAUAUUUUCCCCAUCCUGCUUCCAGGACCUGCCUGGCGUUCCCUGUCGCAGGGUACAGCUCUCAGGUCACCAUGUGGAAUUCUACCCCUGUUGGGCAGGCAAAUAUUCCAGUGUGAUUGCUGUUCAAAUAUUCCAGUGUGAUGCUGUUAUUUUGGUGGCUGUAGCUGGGAUAUGUGUGUGUGUGUGUAUUCUAUGACCACCUGGUCUUUCCACGGUACAGCCCACCCUGUCCCCAGGGCCCCUAUUCCUUCAUAGUAACAAACACUACCAGGAACUCUCUGAGGAGGCCUAGGACAAAUACUGCUGUCAUACUUUCUAGCAAUAAAAUUGAGUGUCAGGGCUCGGUGCCCAUAGCACAGUUACAGCAUCAGCCACAUACACCAGGGGGUUCGAACUCAGCCCAGGCCAGCUAAAUGAUAAUGACAACUGCAACAAAAAAUAGCUGCACAUUGUGGCAGGCACCUGUAGUCCCAGCUACCUGGGAGGCUGAGGCAAGAGAAUUGCUUAAGCCCAAGAGUUUGAGGUUGCUGUGAACUGCGAAGCCACUGCACUCUACCAAGGGUGACACAGUGAGACUGCCUCACCAAAAAAAGAAAAAAAUUGUCAGUUUAUUUCAUCAAGUGUCUUUAAGUAUUUGACUAAACAAACUAGCUACAACAAUGAAGAUGUCCAUUUAAGAAGCACCACUGGAAACCACAAUGAGACACCACUCUGUACAGGUAGACCACCUAAUAACAAAAACAGUACCCUUUGGUGGGCCAAGGUACAUUGGGGCGAUCACCUGAACUCAGGAGUUCAAGACCAACCUGAGCAAGAGUGAGACCCCCAUCUCUAAAAGAAUAGCUGGGUGUCAUAGGGGGUACUUGUAGUCCCAGAUACUUAGGAGGCUGAGGCAGAAGAAUCACUUGAGCCCAAGAGUUUGAGGUUGCUGUGAGCUACAACACUACGGCACUCCACUGAGGACAACAAAGAGAGAUUCUGUGUCAAAACAACAAAAACAGUACCAAAUACUGAUGAGGACAAGGAAUGACUGGACUUGUACGUUGUUGGUGGGAAUGGAAAAUGGCCCCAUUACUUUAGAAAACCGGACAGCUUUUUUUUUUUUUUUUUGAGACAGAAUCCCUCGGGUUGAGAGCUAUGGCAUCAUAGCUCACGCCAUCUGAAACUCUUAGGCUCUGAUGAUCCUCUUGCUUUAGCCUCCCAAGUAGCUCGCACUACUGGUGCCUGCCACAAUACCUGGUUUGACAGUUUCUUAUAAAGUUAAAAUAUACACUUACUGUGCACGUUAGGACUCACACUCCUGGAAUUUACUCAAGAGAAAUGAAAACUGUUGUUCAUGCAAAAACCUGCACAUGCAUGUUUAUUGUCUCUGAAUUCAUUAUUGCCAAACUUUGGGGAAAAAGUAAAAAAAAAAAAUGGAUGGAAGAUCAGUCAGCAAUAAAUAGAAACAGUAUUGAUUUUUACUGCAACGUGGACAGAUCUCACAAAUAAUUUAUUGAUGCCAGUACAUGCUGUAUAGCUGCAUUUAUAGAAAGACUGGUCUGUGGUGAGAGAAAUCAGAACAGUGGGAAAUCAGACAUGAGAAUGUACAUUGACAAGGCACAAGAAACCUAUGAUAAAGCAAAUGUCUUGGUGUGGAUGAUGGUUCUAUAUGGAAUUUUUUUUUUUUGUAAAGACAGAGUCUCA
Molecule: messenger RNA, 4069 nt
Organism: Nycticebus coucang (slow loris)
Lineage: Eukaryota; Metazoa; Chordata; Mammalia; Primates; Lorisidae
Gene: SLC1A5
Product: solute carrier family 1 member 5
Exons: 8
Coding region: 517-2157 (546 amino acids)
Biological process (GO): L-aspartate import across plasma membrane
Cellular component (GO): plasma membrane
Molecular function (GO): L-aspartate transmembrane transporter activity; neutral L-amino acid transmembrane transporter activity; symporter activity
Source: RefSeq, a predicted model, not a curated record